AUGAGUGGACAAUUUCAGAAUACUGGACAUGGUUCCAAUGGAAGAAAUGCUGGACAAGGAAGAUCACAGCAAGGCCAAGAGUGUACAAACCUUGAGUCUGUCGAUAUUGAAAGUGUGAAACCAACAUUGAUAUUGGUGACUAAUUACAGCGAUCCUGAUAAGGAGAUCAAGAAUGAAGAAAGAAGAACUAACUAUAUGGCUGAUCAAAAGGAUUGGAAGGCCAGGAAGAACGCGUUUGAUAACAAUAAACGCAAUGUCUAUGGAAUGAUUAUGAAGAUGUGCACCAAUCAUGUGGUGGACAAGCUUGAGAGAGAAGCUGACUUUGAAAACAAACUGUUCAAUGAUCCUGUGGAGCUAUUGAUGCGGAUCAAGAAACUUAUGACAACUACUGUCGAUACAGAAUGGGAAUAUUUUGGUCUGUGGGAGCAAUCUAAUUAA
Molecule: messenger RNA, 438 nt
Organism: Cylindrotheca closterium
Lineage: Eukaryota; Bacillariophyta; Bacillariophyceae; Bacillariales; Bacillariaceae
Source: the annotation of a GenBank genome assembly